UUUUUAACAAGACCCUAGGUGAAUUGUGUGCACAAUAACUUCAAGAAGUGCUGGAGAGGAGGGAUAUGCAGUACCUAUCAUAAGCUCCUAAGAGUUGCCUUCCACGUAGCCCAGCAGCACCAUGAAAUCCAAUCCUGCCAUCCAAGCUGCCAUUGACCUCACAGCAGGGGCUGCAGGGGGCACAGCAUGUGUACUGACUGGGCAGCCCUUUGACACAAUGAAGGUGAAGAUGCAGACAUUCCCGGACCUGUACCGAGGCCUCACAGAUUGCUGCCUGAAGACCUACUCCCAGGUGGGCUUCCGCGGCUUCUACAAGGGCACCAGCCCGGCUUUGAUCGCCAACAUCGCGGAGAACUCGGUGCUCUUCAUGUGCUACGGCUUCUGCCAGCAGGUGGUGCGGAGAGCAGUUGGGUUGGACAGACAGGCAAAGCUGAGUGAUCUGCAGAACGCAGCUGCUGGGUCCUUCGCCUCUGCCUUUGCCGCGCUGGUGCUUUGCCCCACGGAGCUCGUGAAAUGCCGGCUACAGACCAUGUAUGAAAUGGAGACGUCAGGAAAGAUAGCCAGGAGCCAGAAUACAGUUUGGUCUGUUGUGAAGACUAUACUUAGAAAGGAUGGCCCUUUGGGCUUCUACCAUGGACUCUCAAGCACUUUACUUCGAGAAGUACCGGGCUAUUUCUUCUUCUUCGGUGGCUAUGAGCUGAGCCGGUCGUUUUUUGCAUCAGGGAGAUCAAAAGAUGAAUUAGGCCCUGUGCCUUUGAUGUUAAGUGGUGGAAUUGGUGGAAUUUGCCUGUGGCUUGCUGUAUACCCAGUGGAUUGUAUAAAAUCCAGAAUUCAAGUUCUUUCCAUGUCUGGAAAACAGGCAGGAUUUAUCGGAACCUUUCUAGGUGUUGUGAAAAAUGAAGGAAUAACAGCCUUAUAUUCUGGACUGAAACCUACUAUGAUUCGUGCAUUCCCUGCCAACGGGGCACUAUUUUUGGCCUAUGAAUACAGCAGGAAGUUGAUGAUGAGCCAGCUGGAAACAUAUUGAAGUGUCCUGGUGGGCCUGGAUCUAGGCACAGGUGUUUGAGGACUCCUGUUCAUCUCAGGGUUUCACGGAGUAUGAGAACAACGUGGAAUUAUUUUGAAUUCUUGGGAAUUUUGUUUUUGUGUUCCCUUCUUCUACCCUACGUCUUAAACUUUAUGGAA
Marmota flaviventris (yellow-bellied marmot) is the source of this 1185-nucleotide messenger RNA. RefSeq names its product solute carrier family 25 member 15 (gene Slc25a15). Gene Ontology annotation, cellular component: mitochondrion. The record is from RefSeq and is a predicted model, not a curated record. Gene Ontology annotation, molecular function: L-ornithine transmembrane transporter activity. Lineage: Eukaryota; Metazoa; Chordata; Mammalia; Rodentia; Sciuridae. Gene Ontology annotation, biological process: mitochondrial L-ornithine transmembrane transport.